AUGGCGGCUGUCGAGCUACCAUCUGUGGACCAGACACUGGAGGUGCUUGGAUUGGCAUCACUGGAGGGCCCAAUCGAGCUCGUCGGCUCCACUGAGGACGAUGGAAUGGAGGAAGUGGAUGGAUUCGGUGUCUGGGCAGAAGAUGAGAAGCCAGAAUUAGAGCAGCUAGGGCCGUUGCAGAUAGUCGAACUUGAGGCUCUCGACGACGGGAUACCCUGA
Molecule: messenger RNA, 219 nt
Organism: Penicillium brevicompactum
Lineage: Eukaryota; Fungi; Ascomycota; Eurotiomycetes; Eurotiales; Aspergillaceae
Exons: 1
Coding region: 1-219 (72 amino acids)
Source: RefSeq, a predicted model, not a curated record